GGUUAGUAUUACUAAUACUGUGCCGUUUGCAAGUCGGUAUGAGCUCCCGCAGUGAGCUUAACACGAGAUGUUUGGGUGGUGAAGGCGCUGCCAAUCCAGCCUCUUCUGGGGCUACAGGUGCUACGGAUGACGAAAGGAUUAAUAUUUUCAGGCUAUGUCGUCUUGUGCUGGAUAUUUUCCCCAAUGUGUUGAGAAUUAUAUUUAAGAAUGAAUUUCAACAGAAAUUUUGUUGUUCAUGG
Geodia barretti is the source of this 239-nucleotide messenger RNA. The record is from the annotation of a GenBank genome assembly. Lineage: Eukaryota; Metazoa; Porifera; Demospongiae; Tetractinellida; Geodiidae.